GCAGUUCAUACUAUAAGCUUAGUUUCUAUGUCAUGACUGUAGCUACGAGUUGUGUUUUCAAACAAAAAAAUGCGGCGUUACAUUCGUGCACUAAUGUUGUGCACGGUGUUCGCCGUGUUUUCGGGCUUGUAUGUUUACAGUAAACUGUUUUACUCGGACGUGUCGGUCGGUGGAAACGGACCGAAGAGGGUUUUCAUCCCAUCGAGAGUCCCCGGAGGCAGGCGAGGUACCGCGGACAAAACUGGGCCCAAAAGCCCACACUGGUACAAUAGGUACAUCAUGCGUCAGCGGGGUCAGGCGGAGGCAGGUGGUGGCAGCGUUCAGAGCAGACCUGAACCCCCCAUGCAUCUGGCCGUGGUGGCUUGUGGGGAGAGGCUGGAAGAGACUCUCACCAUGAUCAAGUCAGCUGUGCUUUUCAGCAUUAAGCAUCUCCAACUGCACAUCUUCGCCGAAGAUCAGCUCCACACCAGCUUCAUGGAAGCUUUGGAGUCGUGGCCUAGUUUUAUUCGCUCCAGGUUCAACUACACAGUCUACUCCAUCAGCUUCCCCAGUGAGAACGCAGCCGAGUGGAAGAAACUCUUCAAACCCUGCGCUUCUCAGAGGCUCUUCUUACCCCUGAUCCUGAAGGACGUCGACUCGAUUGUGUACGUUGACUCAGACAUCUUAUUCCUGCAGCCUGUAGACCGCCUGUGGGCGUUCCUGUCCCAGUUUAAUUCCUCCCAGCUGGCUGCCAUGGCCCCGGAGCACGAGGAGCCCCGUAUUGCCUGGUACAACCGCUUUGCCCGCCACCCCUUCUACGGCAGGACGGGCAUCAACUCAGGGGUCAUGCUUAUGAACAUGACACGGAUGAGGAACAUGUACUUUCAGAAUGACAUGACGUCUGUGGGACUGCGUUGGGAGGAGCUGCUGAUGCCUCUUCUUCAGAAAUACAAACUUAACAUAACCUGGGGAGACCAAGACCUUCUCAAUAUCAUUUUCCACCACAACCCUGAGUGCUUGCUGGAGUUUCCGUGCCAGUGGAAUUAUCGUCCAGAUCAUUGUAUCUAUGGCAGUAACUGUGCGUCAGCGGAAGACGAUGGCAUUAACAUACUGCAUGGAAACAGAGGGGUUUACCACGACCACAAACAACCUGCCUUCAGGGCUGUUUACGAGGCCAUACGAAAGUACUCUUUUGGCGCGGACCCAGUGACGUCGUUGUUGGAUCCACUCGAGAAAGAGCUGUUGAAGACGACACACACUUAUUGUGGUAAGUCCCACGCGCUUCUCACCAAGAGACUGGCACGCAGCCUGGCAUCAAUAGUAAGGCCUCACGUGGACGCUGGCAAAACAGAAUCACAAUGACGGGACGGAGGCCAAAAGGAGCGCGUGGCUUGAGCCGGUCAGAAAGAAGAGGAAAAAAAAAAAGGAGAAAGAAACUUUACGGUUUGUUUCUAAUCCUGCGAGCUGAAUUUGAACAGCGGCGUUGUGUGACUGAUAACAAAGAAACAACCACUGCAGCACUGCAAACGUGUUUUUACUUGGCAGGCUGUUCAAUAACAAAGAAUUGAAGUUGUCCAAAAGACGCAUUCACUACUUUGCUUUUGGAUUAUUUAGGUGAACAGCUGCUCCAUAAAACAGUUGGGAUUGUCUCAAACUGAGACUAAUUGGUGCUCCCCUCUUUUAAGUUGCUCUGGAUAAGAGCGUGAUGUAAACGUCUGAAAUCUGCUCUCAAUGUUACGUUAUGUGAACGUAGCAGAGACGACUAUUCUCUACAGGUGGACACAUGGAUUUUCAUGUGUUUCUAUUACAUACUUUCACGACAUUUUAUAUUUUACUGACAGUUGGGGAUUUUUUUAUUUGUAAAAACCAGCCAGCAUCCAGUCUCUUCUUCCAAUAAUUGUCUCCUUUCAGUGCCCUUUGGUUACUGACUAAAGGUGAAUAAUACUCGUGGUGCAUAAAGAGCUGUAAAAGUUUGGUAGAGCAGCUCUUGACUUUCCAUAUUGGAGAAUUUAUUGAACCUUGUGAAGCACUCUUAUUAAAAGAGACAAAAGAAUCCUAUCAGAACUGGACAAAGGCUUUCUGCAGGGCCCAUUUUGAGAGAUGUAUGCACUGGCCCACUUUUGUGACCUUCAGAAACCAUUUCAGAACCAACAACGUGGAAGAGACUUGUUUCAGAAAACAUGCACAGAAUGAGAAUAUCAUUUCUGAGUGUGUGAUUUUGAAUAGUUCCUCGUAUGUGGUUUUUCUACAGUACUUGAGCAUACAGUUCUCCUGAGUAUGGGUUCGUCCUACUCUGUUAUUUUAUCUGUUGCACAGAUUACCGUGACCAAAAGUAUCGCGAGCAAAAUGAGUCAACGGUCAUGUUUAUGUUGUGUAAUGUCAGUGUACAGUUUUGGGAUGCCAGGUCAUGUGACUCGACACAAACGUUUGUUUUUCGUGUCUUCUAAGUUAAUACAUUGAACACGCAUGUUUCUGGCACUGGCAAUUUAUGAAUAAUUCAAUACUGUUGUUUUUUAAAUAAUUUUUUUACGAUAUGUUGUCAAUCCUAGAAGUGUGGAUUUGUUUAAAUACAUUUUUAGGUACAGCCAGAAAACAUAAUGCAGACAAAUUACUAUUGAAAAUGUGAAUAAGCUACAAGUUCCACUCCUUAUGCCAAAGCAUUUCUUUUUAUUACUUAUGGGUUUUGCACUGUUGAAUGUAUUUUGAACACUAAGAGUUAUUAUCAGUGCUUAUGAUGGUAUGGUUGUAUUGUGAGGAUAUCCUUUGUGACAUGUUUACUUGUUUAUGUGUGUGUGUGUG
Messenger RNA from Cyclopterus lumpus (lumpfish), 2778 nucleotides. It is a transcript of the gene gxylt1b, whose product is annotated as glucoside xylosyltransferase 1b. The transcript is spliced from 7 exons. Lineage: Eukaryota; Metazoa; Chordata; Actinopteri; Perciformes; Cyclopteridae. Bases 70 to 1341 code for a protein of 423 amino acids. Gene Ontology annotation, biological process: protein O-linked glycosylation via N-acetylgalactosamine. The record is from RefSeq and is a predicted model, not a curated record. Gene Ontology annotation, molecular function: UDP-xylosyltransferase activity.